AUGAUUCCGCUGGUUGUGAUCCUGUCCUUUUGCUUCGCUGGACUUGCAGAGAGCCAGUUCAUGACUAUACCUAUGCCUGUACCGCUUGCGGUACCGCAGAUGGUGCCUGUUUACGUCCCCAUGCCUAUGAUGACAUUACCCACUAGUACAGCAGUUCGUCCAGUAAUUCCUCGGCUCCAGACCACCACUGACGGAAAGGGAAAGACAUACUACAAAACUUUCAACGAUAGACUUCCUGGUGGGGUCGGAAGAGGUGCCGUCUACGAAUACUCAGCACCAGGACAGCAUGAAUACAGCAAAACGUAUAGUACUUCACAAUCGUUUGGCAGUCCUUUGAGUGGCGGUUUCGCGAACUCCGACUCAAACACUUUCUCCAAUUCUUUUUCUACUUCGUGGGGCUCUGAUCCAACCUCUGUCAGUGCAAAGACAAGUAACUCCCCUCGCAUAGCAAACACGAGAAUCGUCACCACGGUGAGUUCAAGAUUUGAUAAAAUUGUAAAACAAUGA
Messenger RNA from Cylicocyclus nassatus, 507 nucleotides. NCBI's taxonomy places the organism in Eukaryota, Metazoa, Nematoda, Chromadorea, Rhabditida, Strongylidae. The record is from the annotation of a GenBank genome assembly.